GCGGGAGCUGCUCUUCCCCGGGCCGGGCAGUGCCGGGCCGCCCUUCGGUCCUUUCAGCCCGGGGUCCAGACGUCUGUGCUCUGUUAGCGAGGCAAGCUCGUCACAGGGCAUGCCGAGAGUACAAAACUAAGCUGGGAAAAAAAAUACGCUUCUUCCAGUCAGUAUAGGCGUUCGGACUUAAGGAGAAGGCGUGUUCUGGAGUUACUGUUUUAGUGACGUUUUUAAUGCUGUAUAUCUAAGAAAAGAUGGCAGAUCCUUGGCAAGAAUGUAUGGAUUAUGCAGUUACUUUAGCAAGGAAAGCUGGUGAGAUAAUCCGUGGAGCACUCAAAGAAGAAAUAUCUGUUAUGACUAAAAGCUCACCAGUAGAUCUAGUAACAGAAACUGAUCAAAAAGUAGAAAACUUCAUUAUUUCUUUGAUAAAAGAAAAAUAUCCUUCUCACAGCUUCAUUGGAGAAGAAUCUGUUGCAGCUGGACAGGGCAGCAUUUUGACUGAUAACCCCACAUGGAUUAUUGACCCUAUUGAUGGAACUACCAACUUUGUACACAGGUUUCCAUUUGUGGCAGUUUCAAUUGGCUUUGUUGUAAACAAAAAGAUAGAGUUUGGUAUUGUGUAUAGUUGUGUAGAAGACAAGAUGUAUACUGCCAGAAAAGGAAAAGGUGCAUUUUGCAAUGGUCAGAAACUGCAAGUAUCAGGCCAAGAAGACAUUACAAAAUCCCUCUUAGUAACAGAAUUGGGAUCAAAUCGUGAUCCAGAGACUAUAAAGAUAAUCCUGUCUAACAUGGAAAGACUUCUCAGUAUUCCUAUUCAUGGGAUUAGAGCUGUUGGUACAGCAGCUGUGAACAUGUGCCUUGUGGCAACGGGUGGAGCUGAUGCCUAUUAUGAAAUGGGAAUUCACUGCUGGGAUAUGGCAGGGGCUGGAAUCGUUGUUACUGAAGCAGGUGGAGUACUGCUGGAUGUAUCAGGUGGCCCAUUUGAUCUGAUGUCUCGAAGAAUAAUUGCAGCAAGUAGUCGAGCUAUAGGAGAAAGAAUAGCCAAAGCACUUCAAAUAAUUCCUCUGCAAAGGGAUGAUGCAACUAACUGAAUACCAAAACUGCACCUUAAAUGUAAUUCUAUAAUGUUGUCUCAAUCCCAUGUGAUGGUUUUUUUUACACCUUGAAGCUGAUUAAAAAAAUAGAUGGUAGUCUUUCAAUAGUUGUGUGACUGCUAGCUAAGUAGUGUUUUGAGACUGGACCAACAUUCUAAAUAAGUUUUUACUGUUUAGUAUUUUAUUUAACAUCACAAUUGCAUAAAGAUCCAUAAAAGUAAUAAAAUAUACACAAUUAAUAUUUUCAGCUUUUAUGCUACACUGUAAGACAUAGUAAGAGGCUUUUUGAUGUCUAGAUAAAUACAAGUCUCUAGUUCCACAAGUGACAAAAAAUUCUGUCUUAGCACUGCAUCAUCACAUCUAAUCCUGAACCCAGAAAGAUGAAGGCAUUACUGUUUAUGCAGCCUGUCUCCCGUCUGUUGCUUUCUUCAGUGUCAUCAGUGUAUCUCUUUUCUUACCUUGUUACAGGUUUUAUAGAGAUUAGCUCACACAUUUCCAAACUUUUUUUUGGUUACUUUCAGCUUUAAUUUAAAGCCUUUGCUAUUUAGCUGUCUUUUUUUUGUUUUCUUUUUUUUUUUGUAGUCAUCAUUUUACCUUUCUCAUGGUACAUAAACAAAAACGGUCUCUUUUAGCCUCUUAUGUGGCCAGUAUACUUGCAAAUUCAUGAGGGUUGCAAAAAUGAUAGUUACUGUGCAUCUCCCAGAAAUAGGCACUGAGCACACCUAUCAGCAAAUGGACUUACCCUAAAUUAAGAUCAACUGUGAUUUCCAUUUGACCAUUGCAGUCAGCUCAUACUGUGUCCUUUAUCUUAUUCAGUUAUAAUUUCUGGUAAUUUUGCUUGAGUUUCUCCAUGGGUGAGUGUGUUUCAAAGACUAAAGAAUCAUUAAGAUCUGGUAAAGAGUUCUCAGUAACUCAGCUGGCAGAAAAAUAAACCCAUAAUUGAUUUUUCACAUCAUUUUGUGUAAGUUAUGAAAGCAGUGGCCAUCCAGGAUCGUGUUUCCAUUGUGUUACAAACUGUAUGGGCAGAAAAGAAGAUCCAUGUCUAAACCUAAAGGGUUUAUAAAUCUAAGACAUACUUAAAAAAUUGAACUGGUUCUUUGAAUUUUUGUAUUUAGGAUUGUUGUAAGUAUCUGUACUGUUCAGAUAACUGAUGCACUUUAAAAUUGAGAUCGGUUUUUAGACUGAUUUCUCCAUGUCUAAAGUUUCCUACAGAAAGUUCCUACGUUGGUGACCCAGUCAAGACAGAGCAAUGUUUUGGAAGACGUGAUUUUUUGUACUGCUUUCCCACUAUUUUUAUUUUGGAAAAUGGUGUUCUCUGUCUUGACGUUUCAACAGAUCUCUGAUUAUAAAUUUCAGUCUUUUAUAUCAGUUGAUUUUUGCAGAUUUUGCAGAAAAUACUUAGUUUGAAGUUGUAUCUAUUGCCAAAUGAUUGCCAUAAAUGAGAACAGCCUGCUAUAUAAAGGCCUUGUCAAAAAGCUAGACCUACAUUAUUGUACUUUUUAAAUUCCCAUUGACAAGGUUAGAAACUUUUUUGAUCAUUUCUCUCUAACUUUAUUGCUGUAACUGAUGUAAUUGAUUAUUUCUAGAAGUGUGUCUACUGUACCAGUUUUUUGCCUUUUGUAUAACAAGUUCUGCAUCAUGUUUUAAAACUCAUUUAUUUGUAAAUCAGUGGCUGAAAAACAGUUGAGGUGGGAGAAGACAUUUGAAAUAAAUUAUGCUUUAGCAGCAGCA
This is a messenger RNA of Calypte anna (Anna's hummingbird), 2816 nucleotides long. It is a transcript of the gene IMPA1, whose product is annotated as inositol monophosphatase 1. The record is from RefSeq and is a predicted model, not a curated record. The transcript is spliced from 9 exons. Gene Ontology annotation, biological process: signal transduction; phosphatidylinositol phosphate biosynthetic process; inositol metabolic process. Bases 246 to 1082 code for a protein of 278 amino acids. NCBI's taxonomy places the organism in Eukaryota, Metazoa, Chordata, Aves, Apodiformes, Trochilidae. Gene Ontology annotation, molecular function: inositol monophosphate 1-phosphatase activity.